Messenger RNA from Chironomus riparius, 793 nucleotides. The record is from the annotation of a GenBank genome assembly. NCBI's taxonomy places the organism in Eukaryota, Metazoa, Arthropoda, Insecta, Diptera, Chironomidae.
GUUAAAUAUAAAGUUUGAGAAAACCUACAAAAAACUUCAAUUUUCAAAAACCAAAAAGCUCUUAGUACUCAGAAAAAUGGGCGACGUACAAGUUGACUUCAUAAAAAAUGACGAGACAUGCUUUAUAAUUUUAUUGUAUGUGAACACAAUGAAUAGUAAAAUUACAUCAUUUAAGUCAAUUGAUGAUUUAAAUGAUCCAGAGAUUUACAGGAAAGUCACUCGUGUGUUUAUUUAUCCGUCAUAUUUACCAACAUUUCCAAGUGAACUUAGUGACUUUUUUCCAAAUCUAGAGUACAUUGAGAUUUACAAUGCAGAAAUGAAGACAAUUUGUAGCAAAGAUUUGAAAGGAUUCACAAAAUUGAAAAAAUUACGACUCGAUUUCAAUAAAAUUUCUUAUUUGCCUGGAAAUUUAUUUGAAUUUACACCAAAAAUCUCACAAAUCAGCUUCGCAAACAAUAAAAUAACAAAAAUUGGACCUCAAAUCUUUGAUAAACUUGAAAAUUUGAUAAAAUUUGACCUAAGAGGCAAUCCUAACAUUAGCUACAAAUACAACAAAGGUGUUCAGGACCUGAAUGCAUUGAAAUUUCUUAUUCAAGAACAAUGUAAGCUGAUAAUAAGCUUAAAAGACAUGGCAAAAGAAGUCCUCAAGCUAAAUAUGAACGAUGAAGUUCGUAUGAUUACACAUCAUUUAGGUAUCUUUGAUAUGGACGACAAUCGAAAGACUAAAUUUGUAAAGUGUUAUUAUUAAUUUAAUUUUGGGAUGAUUUUGACUUUUUUUAAAGAAUUUAUUUGA